AUGGAGAAGCAGCUUUUCGACCUAAACCCUCGGCCAAGUUUACUUCAGCGGGUAGCCAGGCUCACAGUUGCUGCUCUCGUUUUCAUAGUCUUGGUAUCCAAGCUCAACUGGCUUGAGGAAGCUGAAAACACUAAGGACCCAAAGGAAGUCGUAUUGCAGUCGCUAGAGACGAACCACGCUCGCAAUUGGUCAAGAAUAUACACCGCAGAGAAGCAUUUGGCAGGAACAAAUUAUGGGUUGGUGGAGUUUACUCGAAGCAAGUUUGCUGAAUACGGUGCUAAAGCGACCGUAGACGACUACCAUGUGCUUUUGAGCUACCCUGAGGAUCACUCUUUGUCGUUAAUGGAUAAGCACGGAAAUGUGGAGUUCAAGGCAUCCUUGAGAGAGGAUGAGGUCAAAGAGGACCCCACUUCUGUUGGGAAUGACACUGUGCCCACGUUCUUGGGCUAUGCAGCUAAUGGCAAUGUGACUGCUCAGUAUGUGUAUGUGAACUACGGCACCAUUGACGAUUUCUUAUGGAUGGAGGAAAACGGGGUUUCAGUAAAAGGGAAAAUUGUCAUUGCUCGUUACGGACGAAUCAAUCGUGGCAUUAAAGUCAAGUUUGCACAAGACUUCGGUGCUGAGGGAAUAUUGAUUUAUAGUGAUCCGGCUGACGAUGGUGACAUCACCACAGCUAAUGGCUACAAGCUGUACCCACAUGGCCCAGCUAGACAGGAAAGCUCGGUUCAGAGAGGCAGUGUGAUGUUCUUGGGUGCUUUGGAUGCUACUCCUGGAGACCCAACAACACCAGGAUACGCAUCUAAGAAGGGAGCUAAACGAGAGGAUCCGCAUAAUAGUAUUUGCAAGAUUCCUGCUCUCCCAGUGUCUUACAAAGAAGUCAAACCUCUCUUGGCAAAGUUGAAUGGUCACGGAAAGAAUGUGCCAGAGUCUUGGAAGGGUACAUUGGAGGGUGUAGACUACAGCACAGGUCCACAUCCAAGCGCAACGCUAAACCUAUACAAUAAGCAAGAGUACAAGAUUACUCCGAUUUGGAAUGUCUACGGGGAAUUUGAAGGUAAAAACAAAGAUGAGGCUAUUGUGAUUGGUAACCAUAGAGACGCUUGGAUCAAAGGCGGAGCUGGAGAUCCUAACUCGGGAUCCUCGGUACUUAUUGAAAUAGCUAGGGCUUUGGGCGAUUUAAAGCAAUCUGGCUUCGAGUUCGAGAGAACUAUUAUUCUAAAGAGCUGGGAUGGGGAAGAAUAUGGUCUCAUUGGAUCGACCGAAUUUGGUGAGUACGCUGCAAAGAGACUACAAAAGAAUGUUGUGGCGUAUAUCAACACCGAUGUAGCUGUACAGGGCCUGCUUUUAAGCUUGGGCGCUUCUCCAGUCUUGAACAAAGUGUUGCGCAAGGUGGCUAAGUGGCUACCAUAUCCUGGAAAGGAUGACAUCUCUUUGUAUGAUCACUUUGUCAAAGAAAAAGGUGACAUAAUCAGGAAUUUGGGGUCUGGAUCGGACUAUACUGUAUUCUUGGAACAUUUAGGUAUACCCUCUGCGGAUAUAUCUUUCAAAAGUGGGAAGAAAGAUCCCAUCUAUCACUAUCACUCCAACUAUGACUCGUUCCAUUGGAUGGAUGAGUUUGGCGAUCCAGGAUUUGUCUUUCAUAAUCUCGCUGCAAAGUAUCUCGCCCUCUUAGCUUUGGAGUUGUCCCAGCACAAAGUGAUUGAGUUCUCACUACACGACUACGCCAAAGAUUUGCUAUUCUACUUUGAGCUAGCUAAGGAUACCAUACCCAAAGAUUGGCUUGAUCGAAAGGUAUCUCCACAUUUAAUGGCAGAGUACAUUGCUAGGGAUCACAAGAACGAUGCUGCCAUUGAUAGAGCAUCACAAAAUCUAUAUGCGGAGAAUACUGAUGUGGUUUUCCCGGAGUUUUUGUUGCCUUUCCAAUGUAGGCACAUGAGAAGAAUGAUGAAAGAACAUGAGCAUCAUAAAACUGUCACACUUGGUGAGAUCGUGAAUCACACUCAGCAACAGUUGGAGCAAUUAAAAGAAAAAACACUGUCGUUUGAUUAUGCAAGUGCAAAGUUGCAAAGACGAUACAACGACAGAAGGGACCUUCAUUGGUGGCAGAGAGUAAAGCUACAUUUCAGGAUCAAGCACCAAAACAAGCUCAUUCAGUAUUUUGAGAGAAACUUUUUGCAUGAGGAAGGGCUCCACAGACGACCAUGGUUUAAGCAUAUUGUUUUCGCCGUCGGCCGCUACGCCGGAUACGCUGGUCAGACUUGGCCGGGCAUAAGAGAGGCGGUUGAGGAUGAAGAUUUCAACGGUACUGUCAAGUGGCUCGGAAUUGCUGCAAGAGCUGCCAGAAGGGUCUCCUUGGGAUUGCACGUUGCAUAA
This is a messenger RNA of Candidozyma auris, 2373 nucleotides long. Its product is annotated as M28 family metallopeptidase. Gene Ontology annotation, molecular function: carboxypeptidase activity. The record is from RefSeq and is a predicted model, not a curated record. The transcript has a single exon. Bases 1 to 2373 code for a protein of 790 amino acids. Lineage: Eukaryota; Fungi; Ascomycota; Pichiomycetes; Serinales; Metschnikowiaceae.